AGCCGUUAAAUCGCCAUGUUUGUACAAAUUCCACGGUUUUAUGACGAUGUAGGCCUUUUAACUCAUUGAAUGUAUCGAUCAACUUUGAGUGGGGAUGAAGAUUGAAACAUUAUCCUUUUUUAAGUGUUAUUUUUGUAGUCCACGGAUCUCUUGGUGCAACUAAAGAGACCACAAUCCAAAUGCCAUCCACACAUGGUGCCUUACCCCUAACUGCUAAGGAAAAGCCAACACACUCUUUUGUUUUCUAGUUGGGAUGAGAAACCCAGAAAGAAAAGGCCUCUUCUCUUUUAAUAGGAGCCUCUGAACACAAAACCCCUCCAGCUCACUCACUUUCUCCACCCCUGCCUCUUUAAUUUCUCUUCAGUUCUCUGCAACUUCCCAUAUUCUUUGGUCUGCUCUCCAACCCAUUUGCAGGCAUUUCCCCCGACCGGUAAGCCUUCUGUAAAGCAGCUCUCUUUCUGGCAUUUGGGUUUCUGCAACAUGCAUUUUGAUUUUGCCAUGCUUUGGAGUCCAUAGUUUUGGGGUGCAUUGCUAGGGAUCCGUUACUCAGAUGAUUGCCAAUUCCCAUCUUGAAGCACUACCCAUUUCCUUUUUAGCAUGUGGUUUAAGCUACUGAGAGAAUCUGCGAUCAUUUUCUUUUCUGGGAUUCAUGCUAUAUGCUUUGGUUAAAAGACGUUUCACAUGUUUCAGUGGUGUGUAGAGCAGAUAAAAAGGUGAAACCUUUAUUGGUGGGAGUGAAUUAUAUGGAUAUGGACUUUCUUAUGAGGAAGUUUAGACCAUAGGUUGACCUGGUCCACCAUUGCUUUUUCCCUGGUCCACAUCAUCAGAUAGGGUAGCAGAUCACACCCACCCAAAUCAUCGUUUGAGAGCUUUGAUGAUCAGCUGCCAUUAAUCUUUACUAGGAUGAACUUGUUCCAGCAUACCAUAAACCCCAAAAGAAGCCAAAUUUACGAAUAAACCAAAGGGGAAAUAAGUCUCCAGAUACCAGAUUUGUUUGACAAAUGGGGAACUGAGCUGUUGAUAUGUCCCUUCUUGUGGCCUAUUCAUCUACCAAUGAUUGAACACAACUAGAAUUGGUGCCCUGGUGGUUGAUAUCGAUGUUUUGGUUAUGGGAGUUGACGUUCUUGUCGUUUCAUUUCUCAGUUCCUACAGUGUUUUGAUUUCUCAAAUUACGAGCUUGUUUACUUGGUUCUGGGAGUUCCAGGGGUUUAGGGAGUAGGCGAAAAUGGCCCAUAUCUUGGCACCAUCAGCACAAUGGCAGAUGAGGUUGUCGAACAAGGUGGCAGCACCUGUCAAUCCCAUGACAGGAAAGAUGUGGAGUUCCUUGGUGAUGAAGAAGAAGGGAACUACAAAAGGUGCUUCCAAAUUCCGCGUCUUUGCAAUCAAGGCCGAGAACAGCACUAUCAAUAGGCUAGACAAUCUCUUGAACUUGGAUAUCACCCCAUUCACUGACAAGAUCAUUGCUGAGUACAUCUGGAUUGGAGGAUCGGGCAUUGAUCUUCGAAGCAAAGCAAGGACAAUUGAGAAGCCUGUGGAGCAUCCAUCUGAGCUUCCCAAGUGGAAUUAUGAUGGAUCAAGUACCGGGCAGGCACCGGGAGAAGACAGUGAGGUUAUUAUAUACCCACAAGCAAUUUUCAAAGACCCAUUCCGUGGAGGUAACAAUAUCUUGGUCAUUUGUGAUGCUUACACACCAGCUGGUGAGCCCAUCCCGACCAACAAGCGUUACCGUGCUGCUCAGAUCUUCAGUGACCCAAAGGUUACAGCUGAAGUUCCAUGGUAUGGCAUAGAGCAAGAGUACACAUUGCUUCAACAAAAUGUGAAAUGGCCUUUGGGUUGGCCAGUUGGUGGCUACCCUGGUCCUCAGGGUCCUUAUUACUGUGGUGCUGGGGCAGACAAGUCCUUUGGUCGUGAUAUAUCAGACGCACACUACAAAGCUUGCUUGUAUGCUGGAAUCAACGUUAGUGGCACAAACGGAGAAGUCAUGCCUGGCCAGUGGGAGUAUCAGGUUGGUCCUAGUGUUGGCAUUGAUGCUGCAGAUCAUAUCUGGUGUUCCAGAUACAUUCUUGAGAGAAUCACAGAACAAGCUGGAGUUGUGCUGUCCCUUGACCCAAAACCAAUUGAGGGUGAUUGGAACGGGGCAGGAUGCCAUACCAACUACAGCACAAAGAGCAUGAGAGAGGAUGGAGGGUUUGAAGUGAUUAAGAAGGCUAUCUUGAAUCUAUCUCUUCGCCAUAAGGACCAUAUCAGUGCUUACGGUGAAGGAAACGAGAGACGACUGACUGGAAAGCACGAGACUGCCAGCAUUGACCAGUUUUCUUGGGGAGUUGCUAACCGUGGUGCCUCAAUUCGUGUGGGACGCGACACUGAGAAGAAAGGCAAAGGUUACUUGGAGGACCGUCGCCCAGCCUCAAACAUGGACCCGUACAUUGUGACUUCAUUAUUGGCUGAGACUACACUCUUAUGGCAACCGACACUUGAGGCUGAAGCUCUCGCUGCCCAGAAGCUGGCUUUGAAGGUCUGAUGAGAAAUGGUUGAAGAAAAACAGAAGGUCAAUUAAGGAUAUCAACAACGAUUUCUUUCGAUUUAGUGGUUCAGGCUGAAGGCAGCAUCGGAUUUUUCUUCCUCCUAGCUCUUCAUGAAAAUAUCCGUGUAAAUAAAUGUUCCUGAAUUGCCGCUGUCGAAGGUCAAUCGCCCUGAGACUGAUGAAUUGUUGCUCUCUUUCCAAUAACUUCUGAUUCUUGAUGCUUGGACAAUGAAUAGACCUGAAAUCACCUCAGGCCUUUUGAGAAGUUUAAACGUUGUCCUCUCCCUUUCAUCUUCUGGAGAUUCUCCUUUCUUUUUGCCUAAAGUUUGGGAAUAUCUACAGCAAGAGAAUAGCAAUCAUUGUAGGGUCAGGAGAAGCCAAAAUGAGUGCAUCAUUUUUUGCAGGAAGCCAGGAUCUGUUAUUCCUUUGCUUCCCCUGCAGGCAGAAAAAAGGCUUAUUCUUCCUGGAUAAAGUGAUACCUAACUGCUGCAUAUAAUUAUCCAAACUAGCUCUUCUUUCAGGUCCUGAAAAAUUUAUUCCUUCCCUUCCAUAGAGGCAAACCCAAAUGAAGGGGUGAAAGAAAGGCAUUAGAGGCAU
Linum trigynum is the source of this 3121-nucleotide messenger RNA. The record is from the annotation of a GenBank genome assembly. NCBI's taxonomy places the organism in Eukaryota, Viridiplantae, Streptophyta, Magnoliopsida, Malpighiales, Linaceae.